Messenger RNA from Centruroides sculpturatus (bark scorpion), 2031 nucleotides. Its product is annotated as homeobox protein Hox-B4a-like. The record is from RefSeq and is a predicted model, not a curated record. NCBI's taxonomy places the organism in Eukaryota, Metazoa, Arthropoda, Arachnida, Scorpiones, Buthidae. The transcript is spliced from 3 exons. Bases 525 to 1679 code for a protein of 384 amino acids. Gene Ontology annotation, biological process: cell differentiation; regulation of transcription by RNA polymerase II. Gene Ontology annotation, cellular component: nucleus. Gene Ontology annotation, molecular function: RNA polymerase II cis-regulatory region sequence-specific DNA binding; DNA-binding transcription factor activity, RNA polymerase II-specific.
AGUUUAAAUUGCUCUUCUCGACACGAGAUCGUCUCCGCUAACGCAAAAACCUUAAUUGCCAUUUACAAAACGGUAAAGUUUUGCAUCUAAAAGUUGCAAAAGUGUUCCUUUUAAACCCCAUUCCAAUUUGUCAACACGACCAACAACUGCAAAAAGAAGCGAGUGAGGGAGUGAAGAGGAAAAACAGGCAAGAAGAAGAAGGAAAGAAGAAAAAAAAAAGCCAAAUAUUAUAUGCAUGUCUCGAUGUUAAUAGUUCUCCUUGGCAAACUCUACAGGGAAUUGAGAGAUAGACGAAGCUGUCGUAUAAUCUGCUUAACCCGAGAGUAGCUGAGACAUCUAAUAGCCUGCCAACCACCUACCAAUCACAGUCCAUUAUUUAUUUUACUACCCAUGUUCAGGGCGCAUGCGUAGUGAGAGAAAGAGCGCCGUCGCUUCUCCGACUGUUACACGCAGUUUAGCCUCCGAUGUAAAGCCGUCGUAAGUAACAGACGGCAUUUUUAUAAGCCGUAUUCAAAUUCCGUAUCAUGCAUCAAGAUAAUUGUUACACGCAGAUCUAUCCUCUUCCUUCGGUAGCUAUCAGGACGUGGCACCCUCAUGUAUAUGGAAAGCCUCCCAAACAACCCACUUCUCACUUUAUCGUAGACAUUUUAGGACUUCGUAGUGAUUCUCCUCCUCUUUCUCCCGUCACUUCUGUAUACAGAGAUGCGUUGUGUGCGUCCGAAGUGGAAUCAAUUACCGCAGACCAACCGUUGAACUUGUGCACGGAACAUCGACGUACGGUUUCACCAGCUUCGUCCUCCCAACACUCCGGUUAUUCUGUCGUCGUUGGGGAAGGUUCACCCAGUUCGGUUUCUGUUACGUCACCACCUCGAUCCGAAAUGUCACCCGAGUUGUCGAGUUCGAGAACUUCGCCCGUUCGUGAUAUAAACGCUAAGGAUACUUGUAAGAAAGACUUUUCCAGAAAUGAGGAUGUUACGAAUAAAGGUAGUACGAAAAACAAUACUGGAAAACAUGCGAAACGAAAAAAAGAUAAAGUACCAGAAGAGAUAAUACAAUCCAAUGAAAACAGCAAUUCUGGUUGCGAACAAGGAAAUGAUAAAAUUAAGAAGAAGAAGGCAAGAACGACAUUUACCGGACGCCAAAUAUUCGAACUGGAGAAACAAUUCGAAGUCAAAAAGUAUUUAUCUUCAAGUGAAAGGGCAGAUAUGGCCAAAUUAUUAAAUGUAACAGAAACUCAGGUAAAAAUUUGGUUUCAGAAUAGGCGUACAAAAUGGAAAAAACAGGAUAUUGUAACAGGUACAGAUUCAAGCGAACAUAAACCCCCAACUCCGAAUAACAUUAAAGGUAAAAGUGCCAAAACCAAGCCGGUCCCGAUCAGUACAUCGUCGUCGUCUGCAGUUGACAAGAAUCCCCCUCAAGAUAUAAAAGUCAAUGUUGCGACUAUCCGAACAACAGAUGCAACAGACGUUAUGGUUGACAAGGAUAUUUCAAGGAUAGAAUCUAAUAAAGUUGAAGACUGUGCAUCUUAUAAAAUUAGGACACAAUCACCGACUAGUCCAAGUGUCGAACAAGCCAAUGAAGUUUCCAAUGAAUUUUUAAAACUAUCCGAAAAAUAUCCGAACGAUAAAGAAGCGAUUGUACAUACACAAACACCGAACGUAGAUACAGAAGUACACUGACACAAAUUAAGAUGUAAAUCAGCUAUAUAUAUAUAUAUACAUACAUUUAUAUAUAUAAAUAUAUAUAUAUAUAUAUAUGCGGAUUCAUACGUAGGUUAACGUAUGAAUUACCUUUAAAAAAAAAAAAAAAUACACUUGUGGAUCAUUUUCGAUCAAUGUUAUCCACCACAUCGACCAAGUUUGUUCUUUUUGGUGUUUCCAUGGUUGUAUUAUAUGAAUAGUGCAAAUAUCUUUAUAACAAUAUGAGGUUGAGUGCCUCUUAUAAUUAUAAAACUGUGUCCGAUAAAACAUUAAAAGCAGCCUUCAUAUGUGUGAGUUAUGUGUUGUCUACUAAAGAAAUAUGGCCAAGGUA